This is a messenger RNA of Aspergillus sclerotioniger CBS 115572, 3038 nucleotides long. RefSeq lists its product as uncharacterized. The record is from RefSeq and is a predicted model, not a curated record. NCBI's taxonomy places the organism in Eukaryota, Fungi, Ascomycota, Eurotiomycetes, Eurotiales, Aspergillaceae. Bases 472 to 2655 code for a protein of 727 amino acids. The transcript is spliced from 3 exons.
CGGCUCACUUCAUUUUCCCUCUUUUCUCUCCCUCUCCCUAUCGCGUGCCGUCCGCCUCUACAUCUGCUACUCCUUUCCUUUCCUUUUUCCUGUUUCACGUCGUUCUUUUCCCCCAACCCUCAAUACCUCGGGGGGUUGUACAGUCGUUCAUUUUAGGGAGCCUUUCUCGCUCCCGUCCACUCCUUGCUCCAAAUUCGUCCUCGACGUUUGCUUCAUUGUCUGCCAGACCACCGUUGCUGCUGCCCACCCGUUCGCACUGAGAUCUUUCUAUCAUCUGCGCCCCCUGCUCGAUCGCUCCUCAUCAUAAAACCCGCUACUCGUCUCCUUCAUGAUUCACGGUUAUCGACGCUUAGGGGAUAUUCACAUCAGACGGUCUCGAGUGCAGGCCUGGUCCUGAAAUUGCUCAUCGCCGUAAUCUAGUUCUCCGGGUAACGGAGUUCUGGAUUACCUCUUUCGAGAGCUAGGCCGAUCAUGCAUCAUCACCAUCAACAUCAAGCCCUUCAUGGCACACACCUGCAAAGUCGCUCGAUGCCACGCCGGCCUGGCAUUGUGCCUCGUGACAGACUGUCUUUGCUAACUAUGGCCGAAACACCGACGCUGGCGAAGAGAGAGCCUCUGCCAUCCACCGAGUCCUCCUCUAGCUCGUCUUCUUCAUCCAGCGAGACCAAACCAACAAGCACGCUGACUACCACGACUUUGCCGGUUGUUCUAGGAGCAGUGAUUCCCGUUGUGAUUGCCGUAGCUAUCUUGCUCUAUUUGCACCGCAGAAACGUGAAGAAGCUCCGUAACGAAGAUGCAAAUGACAAGCACAAAUCUCUCGACUUUGGUCUAGAUUUGGCGCCUACGGUAGCUAAGCCCAUGCAACAGGCCGAGAAACUUGAUCGUAACGCGGCGCACAAUAAAGGGGUAUCGUUGGAUAUUGGGCCUAGCCCCUAUCUUCUUCCGCCUGGCUUGCACAAUUCUAGGGAGUCCCUGAGUUCUCUGUCCAGAUCCAUCGGUGAUGGUGAUGAUGACAAGUAUCGACAUGUAGGGUCGUUCUUGGGUGACAACGCUUCGCUCAGGUCGCACUCGAGAGGUCCCCAGGAUGAUGCGUCAAGCUUUACAGGCUCAACCAAACGGGGCGCGCUUGGUGACGAUAUGAACCAAGGGCUUUUGCGAAAUGCCCAAAGAAUGUCGCGCUCAUCACCUCCACUUUACACUAUUCCUUCUGGCGUGCAGAGUCCAGCGAGCUCUGACCACGAACGCGAUCCUGGGUUUCAGUUGGACUUGCCCAGGAGCCCGAGCCCCGUACAUAUGCCGGGAAUGACUAUCAGCGAGCCGAACCCGAUAACAAGCAACGAACCCGAAUUCAGUGGAGCCCACGCCAGCACUGAGAAUAGUGUCCAGCAAAAGCGCUUAUCGCAUAUGCCAUUUGAACAUCCACAGUACUCAAACCUGACUCAUCCCAACGAUAACAGCCAGAAUGGAGACAUGGGUUCGAGUCCACUCCCUCAGCAUCAUGCAGUUACUCCGUUACAUGAUCCUCUACCACUUCAUCAGGACUCAAACACGGCUGCGGUGCAUUCCGCAUCAAUUCCCACUCCCCGCAUCUCGCUUCCUCUGAGUGAUGCUCCUAGCGAUUAUGGUGACGCAAGGAGGUCGACAAUCCCAUCCUUCAACGUGCAAGAGGUAGCAAGCAUCACGGGCCCUGCCGACAACACCGAGAAGUCCAGUGUCCCUACAGUGCCUGCUGAAGAGCCACGAACUAAGAACGCAGCGCUUGAUGCUCGUCGCGACACCAGACGGAUGACCCUUGGGCUUCGUCCUCUACCGCCAGAGGAUCCAUCUGACAACCCCGAGCAACGUGCCAACCGUAUCCGAUCCUUCUACAAAGAAUACUUCGAUGAGAACAAAACGGGCCGGGAAACAGUUUACCAGGACUAUGGGCCGGAGUUUUACGCUGAGGGCGGCGGCUAUGUGUAUGACCCUAUGAUGGGUGAUCACUUUAAUGCAGUCCCGGCGCCAUUUGCUGAACCGGUGAUUCGCCGCGCCAUGACUCCCCCACCACGCGCGCCUCCGCGCUUCCAAGGAGCAGCUCGGCAUAUGGCCACAGGCUCGGAUGGAGGCUUCAGCGAUCGAUUCCAAAAUCCCGGCCCCCGUGCGUUUUCCUCUGCCUCUGGUCGGUUACCAGGACCCCCAAAGCCGCGCAAGCCGGUGCCCCCGCCAUCACCACUCCAAAUCCUUCCUACUCCGCAUAUGCUGAAAGAUGAUUCCUUAAUGACGGCCAUCGAUUAUGCUCCCGCCAACCACUUUAAGGAUCAAAAGGACGGUCGACCAGGAACGCCUCUGGGUGGCCUACAGCCAUUUAGCCCGGCGGUGCCGGUCCAUUCGCCACUUGUCUCUGCUUUCGACGACCUUUCAGCAUUACCUAGCGCGCACGCAUUGCGAAAGUCGGGCGCUUAUGAUACUUUGGAUUUUGCACCUCCUCCUCGCUUCAAAAAUGAUACUGCAAGCGAUGCGGGCAGUAUUCGCAGCAACCACACAGGGAUUUCCACAACCCAUCUGCACAACAUUCGCACUGGUGCGUAUCGCGUCAGCCGCUUGCCCCCGGACACUGUGGGUACCAAGGAUGAUUUGAUAUCGAACCUCCGUCCUACAUGGGACAUGCGGCAUUAAACCUCGACAUUUCUGCUUUGUUUUUUUUUCCCCGCCGUAACGAUUUCCCGUCUGCCACAGUCAUCUGGUGCUUACAUACCUUUUCACGAUCUAUUCUUGUCUAUUAUAUCUUGUCCUAGCGGUACUUCUUUGAGGAACCCGGCUUUAUCUAGCAACUUUCUCGAUGUUCAGUGGCGUGAAUACAUACAAGGGGCUUCUGUUCUCCGUACCUGCUUUCCCUAGGCGCUGAGCCUGAAUAGCCAUGUUUCUAACUUUCAACUUGCAAAUAUGAUGUUUUUGGCGGCGGAUCGUCGAAGCCCACGACCGACGAUUCCCGAGCCGGAGAUGUAUUGGAACUAGUGUUUAGAUCACAUUUUUCAAAGCUGUGCUGUGUAAGCAUUGUU